CCCGGCACCCGGGAGCCGCGGGGGAGCCGGGGCGCGGCGCGGGGCACCGACGGCCCCUGAACACCAACUUUCUCCCCCCGCCUGCUUUUUCCCCCCUCUUUUCCGCCCCCCGCACCCAGCUGGUCCCUCACCAGCCGUCAGGGCCUGUCGGGAGCCGGGCGCUGAUUGGCUGCCGCCCGCUCAUUUAUAGCCCGUCAAUCAAAUGCCCCGCGAGAGCUGCGCGUACUGCUCGGCGCUGCCCGCGCCCAGCGCACCGCACCGCACCGCAGGCGCGGCCGCCGCCGCCGCAGCAGCAGCAUUAGCAGCAGCAUUAGCAGCAGCAGCAGUUCGGCAGCGCUGCCUCCGCCCGCCGCGCAGGCGGGAAAACUUCCUCCUCCUCUUGCAGCAGCCGCCCGGACCGGUUCUUUCCCCGUCGUUAUUUUUUUCUUUUUACUUCCUCUCCCCGACGUGGUGCCCGCCUGCCCGCCGCCCUGGCGCACCUCUUGCCGGCCCCGGCCAUGUACAGCAUGCUGGAGACGGAGAUCAAGACGCCGCAGCCCGCGCCGGGCGGCGCCGCCGGGAACCCCGCUCCCGGGAGCAACGGCAAAGGCGGCGGAGGCGGCGGCGCCAGCACCGGAGCGGGGGCCGGCUCGGACCAGGACCGGGUGAAGCGCCCCAUGAACGCCUUCAUGGUGUGGUCGCGGGGACAGCGACGGAAGAUGGCCCAGGAGAACCCCAAAAUGCACAACUCGGAGAUCAGCAAGCGCCUCGGGGCGGACUGGAAGCUGCUGAGCGACGCCGAGAAGCGGCCCUUCAUCGACGAGGCCAAGCGGCUGCGGGCCGUGCACAUGAAGGAGUAUCCGGAUUACAAAUACCGGCCCCGUAGGAAGACCAAGACCUUGCUGAAGAAGGACAAAUACUCCCUGCCCGGCAACCUGCUGGCCCCCGGGGGGGCCAACGCGGUGAGCAGCCCCGUCGGGGUGGGGCAGAGGAUUGACACUUAUGCCCACAUGAACGGCUGGACCAACGGGGCUUACUCCCUCAUGCAGGACCAGCUGGGCUACAGCCAGCACCCGGGCAUGAACAGCCCGCAGCUGCAGCAGAUGCACCGCUACGACAUGGGCGGCCUGCAGUACAGCCCCAUGAUGUCCACGGCGCAGACCUACAUGAACGCCGCGUCCACCUACAGCAUGUCCCCGGCCGCCUACGGCCAGCAGCCCUCCACGGCCAUGAGCCUGGGCUCCAUGGGCUCCGUGGUGAAGUCCGAGCCCAGCUCGCCGCCGCCGGCCAUCACCUCGCACUCGCAGAGGGCCUGCCUGGGAGACCUGCGGGAUAUGAUCAGCAUGUAUCUCCCCCCGGGGGGCGAUGCCACAGACCCUUCCGCCCUGCAGGGCAGCAGGUUACACAGUGUCCACCAGCACUACCAGAGCGCCGGGACUGGCGUCAAUGGUACCGUGCCAUUAACUCACAUAUAGCGCUGGGCGGCUCCGGACGGCUCCCGUCUCCAUCCCCAACCCCAACCCCCCGGCGCGACCGGGGCGUACGGCAGCGCCGCUCGGCUUAGCAGACUUGAGACUAACUCUGAAGAAAUUUUAAAAGGAAAUCCGUUAGAUGUGUCCUUUUUGUACGGAAAGAGAGAAAAUAUUUGAGCAAGCUGUUAUUUUAAUAGAGCACAACUCCUGCCUCCUAGAAGCCCCUGUGAAGUUUUUAAGCCACGGCAACUUCUUUUCUGGUUUCCACUAGGUUGGGCGCUAUGUUUUAUUCGCUUGAAAGUUUUAAAAAGGUCUUGCAUCUUCCAGUUUGAUUUUUAGCGCUGCAAUGAAAAACGGCGGGCUUUUGUUUUUAAACUCAGUUGUUCAGUUGUUUACAUUUUCGUUGUGGUUUCUUAAAAAUGUUGUGUUCUUCCCACCCUAUUGAGUCUCGCUUGGUUUCUAUCCAAAAUCUGUAGUUUUCACGACUUUUUAACUUUAGGGGUUUGUUCCUUAAAAGGGGGGAGGGAAGAGAGCUGUGCGGGUCGCAAACGCAUUUCUUUUAUUUAUAGUAAGUUGUGUGUCUGGGGUUUUUCUUAAGCUGUAAACUUAUGUAAAUCGGUUUGUGAAUUUUACUGUGAACCAUGUUUUGACAUAUCAGAUGAAGAAACGUUUUAGUUUGUUUACCGGAUUUUCUUCCAGAAAAAAAAAAGUGAAGUUAUCGGAACUCCUCUUCCUCCCCCCUCCUCUUCCUACUCCUCGUUUUCUUCCGUACUCUAAACGAAGAGAGAUCAAUAAAUUUUAUAUGAGGCACUGGGGGCGUCUGGGGGCGGUUUGUGCGGGGCCGGCGGCGGCGGCGGGGCCCGGCGCGGCCCUGCAGUGGCGGCCGCCGCGCUCCGCUCCGCGCCGAGCCGGGAAGCCGCAACCCGCCCGUCGCUUUUCGGCCGGGUUUCUGCCGGCAUCGCCUCGUGGUGCUGCUUUCGGAGGAAAUGGGAGAAACGGGGGCACCUUCGAGCUGACUUUCUUCUGGCAAAGCAAAGGGGAGCCGGGCUGGGGAGCGCCGGGGCUGCGGAUGCGCCGCGGUGCCGGCGCCACUUGUUGCCUCCCAGCCGGCGGGGAGGGAAGCGGCUGAACGCGCCUCGAAACUGGGCCCCGGAGGAUGUGCCUGGAGCCCGAGCUCCGCUGAAAUAUUUACCGAAGUAAAAGCCGCCGGGGAACUCUUAAUUAGACUCUAUUAAAAAUGAAUGGUUACAGGAGUCCCCAGAGGAAAUAAAUAAUUCAAUCUUUUCA
This is a messenger RNA of Dromaius novaehollandiae (emu), 2738 nucleotides long. RefSeq names its product transcription factor SOX-3-like. Lineage: Eukaryota; Metazoa; Chordata; Aves; Casuariiformes; Dromaiidae. The transcript has a single exon. Gene Ontology annotation, biological process: negative regulation of transcription by RNA polymerase II; anatomical structure morphogenesis; cell differentiation. The record is from RefSeq and is a predicted model, not a curated record. Bases 498 to 1454 code for a protein of 318 amino acids. Gene Ontology annotation, molecular function: RNA polymerase II cis-regulatory region sequence-specific DNA binding; DNA-binding transcription factor activity, RNA polymerase II-specific.